AUGGGGUACCUGUUUGUGUCUGUUGGAGGAUGCGUCCUGGCCGUCGUCACAAUGGGCAUCUACAGUUCGCUUCUCUUCACCUCCACCUUGGUCUUCAUUCUGCUGGUGUGCUCUGUGGAUCCCAGCUGUGUCCACAUCUGGGUGUUUGGCAUCCAGAUGUUGUGGCAAACCUUCUGGCACCUGCUUAUACAGUACAGGGAAUACUACCUGCACGAGCCCGUCAGCAUCAGAUUGUUUUUGGCCGUGUCCUGUUUGAUGCUGCUCACUCAGAGAAUCACCUCCGUGUCCAUGGACCUCCAGGAGAAACGAGUUCAUCUGACAUUCAGCUCUUCGGCCAAAAGGAAGGCGUGUGUGACGCUUCUCCCCCUCCUCAGCUACCUCCUCAGCUUCACCACACUGCUCGGAGGCCCUUUGUGCUCCUACAGCCGAUUCGUGUCCUCAAUGGCGGGGCUCGGCCUGAACCCGCCACCGAAUCCACUGGGUGCAGUCUUCUUUAAAUUGAUGCAGGUGUUACUGCUGGAGUUGGUACGGUACCGUCUUGUCCAUUUCCUGAGCACCUAUGAUCCUUCCAACUCAAUCCCUCUCUAUGGCAUCCUCUGGGUUUUGGGUCUGGCGUUGAGUUUGAGGAUCCAAUAUUAUUCUCACUGGAGGAUCAGUGAAUGCCUCAACAACGCAGCUGGGUUUGGCUUUUGGGCACAUGCGCCGGGAGCCUCCCCAGACUGGAGCGGACUAUCCGAUGGAGAUUUCUGGGCCAUCGAAGCGUCGAGCCGCAUGUCCGAGUUUUCCCGGCGAUGGAACGCCACGACGGCGUCGUGGCUGCGUCGACUGGUUUACAGAAGGUGCAAACGUUUCCCGUUGUUCAUGACUUUUGGCUUCUCACUGUGGUGGCACGGUUGUCAUUUCGGUCACUUUGUGGGAUUUUUGACCUGGGCAGCAACGGUGAAAGCAGAUUAUCAUAUACACAGAUACCUGCACCCACAACCUUCAUCAGUGUGGAGGAAAAUAUACACUUGUUUAAGCUGGAUUAACACUCAAAUGACGGUUGCUUGUAUCGUUACAGCAGUAGAAUUCAGAGAUAUGUCUGGUUUGAGACUUUUGUCUCUAACAUACAUCGGUCUGUUUCCCCUUUUCAACAUAAUUCUGCUCUUUAUGUUAUUAAAGCUCAAUGCAGUUUAG
Cyclopterus lumpus (lumpfish) is the source of this 1176-nucleotide messenger RNA. RefSeq names its product membrane bound O-acyltransferase domain containing 4 (gene mboat4). Gene Ontology annotation, cellular component: endoplasmic reticulum membrane. Gene Ontology annotation, molecular function: serine O-acyltransferase activity. The record is from RefSeq and is a predicted model, not a curated record. The transcript has 3 exons. Gene Ontology annotation, biological process: lipid modification; peptidyl-serine octanoylation. NCBI's taxonomy places the organism in Eukaryota, Metazoa, Chordata, Actinopteri, Perciformes, Cyclopteridae. The coding region runs from base 1 to 1176 and encodes 391 amino acids.